CGUGAACAGUCGAAGUCGAAGAUCUGCAUCAAAAGCACAUUAAAUAAACAAAUUAAUCAGCUGUGUUGCUUAAAUGCAUGAGAAAUAGAUGGAAUAUACAUGUUGAAUAAAUUUUAAUAGUUGAAUAAGUUAAAGCUAGUCUGAAGUUGAGUUUAUUGAGACUCAUCGUCAAUUUAAGUUAAUUGUUGAAAAAAUUUGAAUUUAAAUGUUUUUAAUAUAACAUUUGGGACAUAAAUAAGUGUUGUUUUUAAAGAUCUAAAACAAAAUGAAGGUUUUAUCAGUUUUAACAGUGAUAACUUAUUUAGCGCUUCUUCUGUCUCAGUGCUCUGCAAAAGCAUUUAUCAGAAAUUGGAUAAGUGGAAUAUUUGGAGAAAGUCUUCACAACUAUCGAUAUGAUUUACAAUCAGGAACAUCUUAUUACCAUCGAAGUGACGGUACUGUUGACUCAUGGCAGUCUCCACAAAGCAGAGAGUUCUAUCCAAAUUCAUACAACAUCGUAGAAAAAAGACAUCACAGAGGACCUAGCAAAAUAUCCAACAAAGGCUUGCAGUGGUACACAGAUCUUUUUCUCAGGUGAAAUUUGGACCGAGAGUUCCGGUUGAUUAUAGGUUAAGGCAUUAGAAAAGUCAAGAUAAUAUUAAGAUAAAUAAGCACUUCUAAUGCAGCAUUAAUUUUGCAUGUCAAAAAUCAUAAACAUUGUGAUCAUAGUCUCCAGAAGCAGAUUAUUUAAAAAAUUUAUUAAUGUCAGAUUUUACAAGUUUUUGUUGAGCCAGAGCUCGUUUGUAGUUGAUCCUUUAUGCCACGACAUUGUAGAAAAUAUCUGUUUCGAAUUAAGCUUUUUGAAACUAAAUUAAAAUAUAUUUUUUCUGCUUUUUAUAUUUUUUGUAUUCCA
Messenger RNA from Chironomus riparius, 892 nucleotides. NCBI's taxonomy places the organism in Eukaryota, Metazoa, Arthropoda, Insecta, Diptera, Chironomidae. The record is from the annotation of a GenBank genome assembly.